AUGGGGCUCUUAAAUUCUUCAGAUAAAGAAAUUAUCAAAAGGGCUCUACCAAAAACCUCGAAUAAAAUUAUUGAUGUCACGGUGGCUAGACUUUACAUUGCAUACCCUAACAAAGACGAGUGGCAGUACACCGGACUCUCAGGAGCUCUCGCUCUAGUAGAUGAUCUUGUGGGUAAUACAUUCUUUUUGAAAUUGGUUGACAUCAGUGGCCAUAGAGGAGUUAUUUGGGAUCAAGAAUUGUAUGUAAAUUUCGAAUACUAUCAAGACCGUACUUUUUUUCAUACGUUUGAAAUGGAAGAAUGCUUUGCAGGUUUACUAUUUGUUGAUAUCAACGAGGCAUCACACUUUUUAAAGAGGGUGCAAAAACGUGAAAGAUACGCCAAUAGGAAGACUUUGCUGAAUAAAAACGCAGUAGCAUUAACCAAGAAAGUAAGAGAAGAAGAAAAAUCUCAGAUAGUUCACGGCCCAAGAGGAGAGUCGUUAAUCGACAACCAAAGGAAAAGAUAUAACUACGAAGAUGCGGAGGCAAUACCAACUACAAAGCAUAAAGCCCCUCCUCCCCCUCCGCCAACGACUGAAACAUUUGAUUCAGAUCAAACAAGUUCGUUUUCCGAUAUCACUUCCGCAACAGCAUCCGCACCGACUACCCCAGCCCCUGCUCUUCCUCCCGCAUCUCCUGAAGUAAAGAAAGAAGAACCGCAUCCCAAACAUAGCUUACCGCCUUUACCAAAUCAGUUUGCGCCUUUACCAGACCCUCCACAACACAAUGCACCUGCUCAACAUAACGCGGCUUCGCAAUCUCAAACCAAUCCAUUUCCUUUCCCAAUUCCUGAAGCUUCCUCGACGCAAUCUGCAGCAAACCCAUUUCCAUUUCCGGUGCCUCAACAACAAUUUAAUCAGGCACCUCUGAUGGGGAUUUCACAGCAGAAUAGGCCCCUUCCACAGUUGCCCAAUAGAAAUAAUCGCCCUGUGCCACCUCCUCCACCAAUGCGUGCCACUACUGAAGGUUCCGGCGCUCGCCUACCUGCACCUCCACCUCCGCCAAGGCGUGGACCAGCACCACCUCCUCCACCACAUAGGCAUGUAACUAGUAAUACUCUCAAUUAUGCGAAUGGAAAUAACCUCCUUCCACAGGCUACUGGAAGAAGAGGGCCGGCACCACCACCACCGCCAAGAGCAUCUCGCCCCGCACCUAACGUAAUGAUGCAACAAAAUCCACAACAGUACAAAUCUAACCAACCUUUUGGAUACCAAACAAAUAGCAACAUGUCAUCUCCACCACCCCCUCCAAUGACAACUUUCAAUACGCUAACACCGCAAAUGACCGCAACAACUGGAGAAUCUGCAGCUCCCCUACCUCAGAUUGCUCAGACACCUACACAAACUACAGGGGUACCAAUGGCGCCGCCACCUCCUCCGGCAUUUUUAGGCCAGUCGCAGACAUCUCAAUCAGCAACCCCAGCACCUGUUCUGCCAGUGUUACAAUCGGCGACAAAUGCUGCACCACCUCCACCACCAGCAUUCUUAACACAACAACCUCAAUCUGGAGGACCUCCUCCUCCUCCACCAGCAUUCUUAACACAACAACCUCAAUCUGGAGGACCUCCUCCUCCUCCACCACCUCAAAUGCCAGCUGUAUCAACAUCCGGAGGCGGUUCAUUUGCUGAAACUACUGGAGAUGCAGGUCGUGACGCAUUGUUAGCUUCAAUUAGAGGAGCAGGUGGUAUAGGCGCCUUAAAAAAAGUGGACAAAUCCCAGCUAGAUAAACCUUCAGUCUUACUGCAAGAAGCACGUGGAGAUUCCGUUUCACCACCAGCAGCAGCAGGAAAUGGUGGCACAGCUGCUGGGCCUCCGGCUUCUUUGGCAGAUGCGUUGGCAGCAGCUCUGAACAAAAGAAAAACUAAAGUGGGAGCACAUGACGACAUGGACAAUGGAGAUGAUUGGUAA
Molecule: messenger RNA, 1947 nt
Organism: Saccharomyces paradoxus
Lineage: Eukaryota; Fungi; Ascomycota; Saccharomycetes; Saccharomycetales; Saccharomycetaceae
Gene: LAS17
Product: actin-binding protein LAS17
Exons: 1
Coding region: 1-1947 (648 amino acids)
Molecular function (GO): actin binding
Source: RefSeq, a predicted model, not a curated record